AGGCAUGGGUUUGGGAAUCAAAGCAAUAUUUGUGUUUCGGCUUACUUCCGCAUUACAAUAUAUUCAAUCAUUUCAAAUGUAUAUCACUAAAAUACCCAUGUUAUAACUAAAUAGCACCGUACAAAUAGUAAAUUGUAACCUCCACAGAGUGCAUUAGUACCAAAUUUAUAUUACAGUUAACAAUUUAGAAUAGCGACAAGCCAAUUAGUUAGUAGCUAAUAUGGACAUUGGCAAUGAGAUGCACCAACAGUUCAUCAAGGACUUCAUCCAAUCGCUGCAGGUGGGUAGCGAGGAAGGCAGCUGCUGCAUGAAGAGCAACAGUCGAAGUUUGAGCGAAUCAUCGCUCAAUCCCAAUGCUGCUGAGUUUGUGCCAUCCUAUAUGAAAAGCAGCGAUGCUGAGGACGACGAGGAGGCGGAACCACAGUAUCACCGACAGGAGCCGAAGGCAUCUGCCAGCUCGACAACAACACUUGUGAACAAUAUUCUGGACGGCGAUAGCUUGCACAUGAACAAAGACGAGACGCUGGGUCGCAUUCAACGUCAGCUUUUCAACUUGAUGAACCAACUGGGAAACCAAAAUAUGCCAGUAUUACAGAUCCAAUUCAGCCUCACCACGAAUGGCCAGGGCAUCUGUGUUCAAUUCUUGGCGCCAGAGGGCAACAAGCGGCAGUACCUCGAUAAACAUCUAUGUCAAACUGCCUGUCUUCGUCUCGAAGUUAACGAGAAUGGUUCACAGUCGAAUCGACCUGGGUUCACCUUAGCCAGACAAUUUCUGAUUCGUAUGGGCGAUGCUCUUAACGACAAGACCCAAGAAAACUCAUUGUCUGUAUGCCCCAAGUGCACGGCUUUAACGAAAAAGCACAGCUUCACCGAGAUGGAAAUAGAUCGACAGAUUGAGGAUAUUAAGGCAUUUGAGACACUUAUAAAUGAGGAUGCCGGCGCACGCUAUCAGGAGGCAUUUAAGCAACUUUGUCAGAAACUCGGGUUAAACAAAAACGACGAUCAGCCAACAGAAAUUGGGCCAGCGGCAGUCGUAGUUCCACAGGCAGUCAACCAGACCAAGAAUGAUGUGUCCGAAAAUAUUGAAUUGCCAUUCCAUGAGGACGAUCUAUCAAGCUACGAAUGGGAUCCGUUCAUGCCAGAGUUUACGACAAUGAAGGUCUACAGAUACCCGACUCCUAAUACCCCAGAAUUGCGAGUUACAGAGAAGAAGGUUCCUAAAGAGGAGCUGGCGGUAAAAGCUGACUAUGAACUGAAGACGCCAAUGCUGCCACGGCGCGCGUGUUCUACUCCGGGCAAUGCGUCUUCAGCCUAUCCCAAACUGUACAAGGUUAACAACCAUGUCAAAUGGAGCAGUUCGCCAGGAGUUCGCAAGGUCAUUACCCACAAGGACAAGGAGAGCAAGAUACAGCGAUGGCGCUACAGUUCACCAGUAGUAGUGGCUACGCCAAGUGGUACGUCAGCAUCAGCAGCAAUAACAACUGCACCUGCAGCAACAACUGUAACAGUAACAUCAGCAUCAGCAUCAGCAGCAGCGGGAGGAACCACAACAACAACAGCUGCUGCUCCAGCAUCAACAUCUGCUGCACCAGCAUCAAAAUCUGCUGCUCCAGCAUCAACAUCUGCUGCAACAGGAUUAGCGGCCAAGAAGACGUCAGAGCAAGCCCAUCAAAAUGGCAAUCGCAUCAAACGGGCCUACCAAUUCACCGUGCAUCCCAAAUCUGGCUCUGUCAGCAACGCAUCAUCCGAGGUGGCGAGCAAGACAACUGCAAAGAUCGAGUCACGCUCCCAGCUCGCCACGGCCAAGCAACAAGGAGCCCAUGCCCAUAUCAAUAGCAGUCAUAAACUCAACAAGGCAGAUACCUUGAACCGCACAAGCGGCGUAGGACAAGCGCAGGGCACUAAACAUAGCACAACAGCAGCAGCUCAACGAAUUGUGGUACCACGUAGCACCCAUGCCUCCCAGAUGCGGCAGUCGGAGGUGAAGCGCCGCCUAAACCUAAUGCGGGGUGACAACGACACUGAUGUCCAGUUCAAUGAGUACCUGUUCAAAUGAGCUAGUUCCAAUUGUUUUGGUUGUGUUGUUCAUAUCAGCGUCUGUCCAUUGCACAGCAGUCUAAUCCUAAUUCUAAUUCCAAUGAGUUGUCAGCAGAAGCAGCUUGAUCUUUAUCGUAUAGUUAGUUUGUUAGCCCUGUCGAAACAACUCUAUCUAUAUCCAUAAAUAUCUAUAUAUUUUAUACCUAGCUGAGCGUAAGCUGCAAAUUAUACGAGAUUGUUAAGCAUUUAAUAUAGGGUCAGUGA
Drosophila hydei is the source of this 2301-nucleotide messenger RNA. RefSeq lists its product as uncharacterized. The coding region runs from base 221 to 2056 and encodes 611 amino acids. Lineage: Eukaryota; Metazoa; Arthropoda; Insecta; Diptera; Drosophilidae. The record is from RefSeq and is a predicted model, not a curated record. The transcript is spliced from 3 exons.